GACCGGCUCCUAGGAUGAGUGAAGGGGCGGCCGCUGCCUCGCCACCUGGUGCCGCUUCGGCAGCCGCCGCCUCGGCCGAGGAGGGCACCGCGGCGGCUGCGGCGGCGGCGGCGGCGGCGGGCGGGGGCCCGGACGGCGGCGGAGAAGGGGCGGCCGAACCCCCCCGGGAGUUACGCUGUAGCGACUGCAUCGUGUGGAACCGGCAGCAGACGUGGUUGUGCGUGGUGCCUCUGUUCAUCGGCUUCAUCGGCCUGGGGCUCAGCCUCAUGCUGCUUAAAUGGAUUGUGGUGGGCUCCGUCAAGGAGUACGUGCCCACGGACCUGGUGGACUCCAAGGGAAUGGGCCAGGACCCCUUUUUCCUCUCCAAGCCCAGCUCUUUCCCCAAGGCUAUGGAAACCACCACAACGACCACUUCCACCACGUCCCCAGCCACCCCCUCUGCCGGAGGCGCCGCUUCUUCCAGGACGCCUAACCGGAUUAGCACCCGUUUGACCACCAUCACGCGGGCACCCACUCGCUUUCCUGGGCACCGGGUGCCCAUCCGGGCUAGCCCGCGUUCUACCACGGCACGGAACACUGCUGCACCCCCGACGGUCCUGUCCACCACGGCCUCUUUCUUCAGUAGUAGCACGCCAGGCUCCAGACCCCCGAUGCCAGGAGCCCCCAGUACGCAGGCAAUGCCUUCCUGGCCCACUGCGGCGUACGCUACCUCCUCCUACCUCCACGAUUCCACUCCCUCCUGGACCCUGUCACCCUUUCAGGAUGCUGCUGCCGCCGCCUCUUCCUCCUCACCCUCUUCCACCUCCUCCACUACCACCACCCCAGAAACUAGCACCAGCCCCAAAUUUCAUACUACAACAUACUCCACCGAACGAUCUGAGCACUUCAAACCCUGUCGAGACAAGGACCUGGCGUAUUGCCUCAAUGACGGUGAAUGCUUUGUGAUUGAGACCCUGACAGGAUCCCAUAAGCACUGUCGGUGCAAAGAAGGCUACCAAGGAGUCCGUUGUGAUCAGUUUCUGCCGAAAACAGACUCCAUCUUAUCGGAUCCAACAGACCACUUGGGGAUUGAAUUCAUGGAGAGUGAAGACGUUUAUCAAAGGCAGGUGCUGUCAAUUUCAUGCAUCAUCUUUGGAAUUGUCAUCGUGGGCAUGUUCUGUGCAGCAUUCUACUUCAAAAGCAAGAAACAAGCUAAACAAAUCCAAGAGCAGCUGAAAGAGUCACAGAAUGGGAAAAACUACAUCCUCAAGGCAUCCAGCACAAUGACAAAGUCUGAGAGCUUGAUGAAGAGCCAUGUUCAACUUCAAAAUUAUUCAAAGGCGGACAGACAUCCUGCUAUUGCGCUGGAGAAAAUAAUGGAGUCAAGUUUUGCAGGUCCCCAGUCAUUCCCUGAGGUCGCCUCUCCUGACAGAGGAAGCCAUCUUGUCAAGCACCACAGCAGGAGUAUUUCUUCUUGCUGUAGCCCAGGACAGAGGAGUGGGAUGCUACAUAGGAAUACUUUCAGAAGGACACCACCUUCACCCCGAAGUCGACUCGGUGGGGUUGUAGGACCAGCGUAUCAACAACUGGAAGAAUCAAGAAUCCCAGACCAAGAUACGAUACCCUGCCAAGGGAUAGAGGUCAGGAAGACUAUAUCCCACCUGCCUAUACAGCUGUGGUGUGUUGAAAGACCCCUGGACUUAAAGUAUGCAUCCAAUGGCUUAAGAACCCAACAGAAUGCAUCAAUAAAUAUGCAACUGCCUUCAAGAGAAACAAACCCUUAUUUUAAUAGUUUGGAUCAAAAGGACCUAGUGGGUUAUUCAUCCCCAAGGGCCAAUUCUGUGCCCAUCAUCCCUUCGAUGGGUCUAGAAGAAACCUGCAUGCAAAUGCCAGGAAUUUCUGAAGUCAAAAGCAUUAAAUGGUGCAAAAACUCCUACUCCGCUGACAUUGUCAAUGCGAGUAUUCCAGUCAGUGAUCGUCUUCUAGAAGAACAACAGGAAGUGAAGAUAUUACUAGAGACUGUGCAGGAACAGAUCCGGAUUCUGACUGAUGCCAGACGGUCAGAAGACUAUGAACUGGCGAGUGUGGAAACUGAGGACAGUGCGAGCGAAAACACAGCCUUUCUCCCCCUGAGUCCCACGGCCAAAUCAGAAAGAGAGGCACAAUUUGUCUUAAGAAAUGAAAUACAAAGAGACUCUGUGUUAACCAAGUGACUCAAGAUGUAGGAAUCUGUGCAUUCUAUGCUUUGCUCAACAGGAAAGAGAGGAAAUUCAAUACAAAUUAUUUAUAUGCAUUAAUUUAAGAGCAUCUACUUAGAAGAAACCAAAUAGUCUGCCGCCCUCAUAUCAUAGUGUUUUUUAACAAAAUAUUUUUUUAAAGGGAAAGAAACGUUUCAGGAGGGAUAAAGCUUACCACUAAAGCUUUUGGGGAGAAUUCUGAAUCCAAUUUCAGUUAGCCCCUUCACUGUUCUCUUUGGCUCUUGGAAGAUUUGGCCAAUUACAACCUUUGGUCCCAUAGUACCAGUAUCUAUAUGGAAAAGAAACUCGUGUUCACCUAGCUUCAAAGAGAAGAAGUUUGUCCCAAGAGCAGAUGUGCUAGUAAGCAGGUAGUCCUGGCCAUUUGACUCUUGAGUUACAACCCCUAAAUUCCUAUUCAUCAAUGCUCACACCACAGAUUAUGUCAUGUCAAGGAAUGUAGUGCUUUGUAUUUGGUUUUUAGAGAAUGGCAGGAAAACAUAAACUGUAAGGAAGACAGAAAAUAGGAGUAAUCUGGGCAAUCUUAGCUACUCUAUGUGCCAUCUUUCUCUGUAAUUUGAAAGCACAGACCCUCAAGAGAAGUGGGAAAUUAUUAUAGGAAAAGAGACAAAAUGACAAUGUUGUGUCAAAAAAAUUCAUGCUAAAAAUGUUUUUCUUGGGGAGUAUUAAGAAGCUCUGAAAGGGCACCUUUCAGUGUGUGUGUGUGUGUGUGUGUGUGUGUGUGUGUGUGUGUAUACCUGUGUGCACAGGUGUGAGGGUGCAAGCGCUUGGCUUACUUACCCAAGCACAUAUGUUGUAUGCACACAUAUUUCUUGUACGUAUGUGUGUGCAUGUGUGUGUGUGUAUUAAAGCUUGCUAAAAUUUGUUCUGAAACAUCAGGGAAUCUAAUAUUCAGAAGAGAUUUUCCCUCUUAGAUCUUUUUCACUUUAAAUUUUCCAUUAAAUAUAAAUUUGGUUAGUGACUUCUUGAACCAAGUUAACUUGCAUGGUGGGGUCUUAUAAAACUCUUGACAAUGUCUAGACCAUUUUCUGAUGUGAAGACAAUUGAAAAAGAUAGCCUGUGGCUUAUUGAUAUCAGCAACACAAAGCAAAUUAGUGGAGGAUGUGUUUAUUUUUAAUCAUUUACUUAAAUUACUAACACAAGCCAAUUAACAAAUUGACAGUUGACCAUUUUGUUUGUCAUCCUCAUUGCUAUUUUACAGCAAGUCUGCUCUGUGUAGACAGAGGCAUUGGCUUCUGUGGUUAAUGUGGAAGGAAUUAAUUGUUGAAAACCACAAAUCCCAGACUACUCAGUUCACAAGCAAUGCCCCCAAAUAGUAAAUUGUGUUGUAUGUUCAUUUGGAAUAAAGCAAUAUUUUUACCACUGCUAAGGUGAACUGAAAACCUCUCCUGAAGAUGUGUCUGUUUUAUUUUCCCUUAUUUUCAUGGGGCAUUCAAGGAAACUAGUGUUCACAUUCCCAGUCUUUAUCCAAUUAUUGGUGGUGUUGUUAUGUUUACACUGUUUAAAUAAAAAGGCACAGUAUUUGAAAGUACAUAAAAGAUUGCUUUUACUUUAGUUUUGGAAAAGCUUGUUUAAAAUAUCAUUGGUUUCUGUCACAAGCAGCGAAUACAUACAAUUCUUUCUUGAGGUAAGUUAUUUGUUAAAUAUAUUGUAAAUUGUUAUCUGUGAACAUUCAUUGAUAACAAAUAAAAUGCCACAUAAGGAAAGAAAGAGUAUUAAAAAAUCUAAUCAAAUCUGCUUAAUAGGAAUCCAAGGUCUUGGACGUUGAAAACACAUUGAUGGAAACCUACAUUAUAUCUGAUAAAAUUUGUGUGACAUCAUUAGUAGCCAUUAUAGUUUGGUUGUUUUGACUAUAGCAGUAACAUUAUAAUAGUUUCCAAAAAUAUAAAUUUUAAAUAUCUUCUUCCUCAACUUAGUUUUUACUUGAAAAUAUUUUCUAUUUAAGAAAACGUAGAAGAUGUUUGUAGUGUAUAAAAUCUUGAAAGUUGAGCAUCUAGUUGAGCACUGUUGUGUUAUUUACCCAAGUAUCAAACAAUGGUGAGGCCACACUGGUGUGUUAAAGUCAACUUUGUGGGUUUUUUUGUUUUGUUUUGUUUUGUUUUUUUUUAAUGGGCUUUUUUUGCUCUUUUCUUUUUUUGUUCUUAAAAUGUUACGUAUUGUUUAUCUAAAGAUUCCAUUCAUAUAACUAAGAAGACAGGUACUGUGAGCAACUGAAGUUAUUUAAAUAUCCUUUAUAAAAACAUAAAUAAAAACAACAAAAAACAAAAAUCAAAACAACGUAUGAUCAAUAUAACUUAAGUCUCACUAUAAGAUCUUACUGUAUAUCAUGUAAUUAUGAGGGAUUGUAUAUCAUAUAAUUAUGCUACAAGCCUUUUCUACACUCUGAAGAUAACAAGUAUCAGGCACAUCAUGACUAUGUUAUGGGAAGUUCAUAAUUAUCAUUACUUUUUUAAUGUUCAAGACAAAAUUCUCCACAGAACCAGAUGUUUGUGGUAGUUUCCAUGGCCUUUGUUUCCUCUUGGAACAGGAAGAACUACUGCAAGGUAUCUAAGUUCAAAGGGCACGUCCUAGAUCACCAGCUGACAAGUGCCAAGUGCAGAAAGCACUGAGACUCUCUACAGUAACCUGACCUGGCAGAUACCUCAGCCAUCACUGCUUUCUUUCUCAAGCUCAUGUGCUAAGUAGGACAUGAUAACUUCUACACAGUAUCUUUGAAUUUGCUUCAUUUUCCUCAUCUUUAUGAAAGGAACAGAUACUAGUAAUUAAAAAAGCAACAUAUACAUCAUUAACUGGAGGCUGACUAUCACCCAUUAUUACUAUUAUUACUAUUAUUAUUAUUGCUUUGAGUCAUGGUCUGGUAUUUUUUAUAUAUAACACAACAUUUUAAAUACUGGUAGCUAUUGUGGAAUGCCGUUGUUGACCAAUCUGUGUUCCGAAGGUAGAGUAGAAAUGGUGUUGGAGAGGCAGCAUCUGGGUUAUUUUCUUCCUAUGUAUAUUAGACACUCUCUUUCAGACUACUACAGUGUCUGCCUUGCUGUGAAUUAAGGUCAAUUUACCACACAUCCAAUGAUUCACAUCCCUUUUAAGUAACAAAAGAAGAGGCAUAGAAGGGUACUGCUCUCAGGAUUUCACAAAGUAGUCAGAUAACACACUGACUAAAAAGAGUAGGCAGGCCAUACGGACUUCAGAAUAUUCCCUCAGUUGUGAAAAGAAUAGCUACAAUUUUUGA
Meriones unguiculatus (Mongolian gerbil) is the source of this 5463-nucleotide messenger RNA. It is a transcript of the gene Nrg3, whose product is annotated as neuregulin 3. Lineage: Eukaryota; Metazoa; Chordata; Mammalia; Rodentia; Muridae. Bases 15 to 2192 code for a protein of 725 amino acids. Gene Ontology annotation, biological process: nervous system development; intracellular signal transduction; animal organ development. The transcript has 10 exons. Gene Ontology annotation, molecular function: chemorepellent activity. The record is from RefSeq and is a predicted model, not a curated record.